UUCUUCAGCUCCUUGGCUCCUAGAGUGACGAAAUCAUGCUGUAAUUUGAGAACAGAUACCUCUUCUACAGCAUAUCAUUAGCCAAAAAAGAAAAAAAAACUUUGCAACAGCAGCCCAGAUGUUGAAAUAGUAUAGUAGCAUGCUGCAGAAGAGAGCAAUCUCUCACUGCACAGACACGCUGUGCUACUCCUGCUGCACCCAAAGAAGGCAUUGGAGUCUGCUGUCUUUACGUAUGAGCUCUUCCCUGUGUUCUCAGUGUCUCUCACCGAUUGAAUGCAGACAAUUUUUGGUCAGAAAACUGAACAGAACUUGACUAAGGCAGACUUGCACUCUUUAUACCUGGAGUGGCUACACAAUAUUUAAUUCCAAAUUAGCAAUUUGUGGAAUGUCAACGGUGCAUCUUGCUGCCAAGGAGGAUAUCUGUGCUGGGCUUGGGAAUUUAAAUUCUAUUGCCUGACUGUCUACUGCUGGCACCGUUGCAAGAGAUCGUUCUGCACAAUGAAAGGAUUUCAACUACUGUGGCUUGGAAUUUUCUGCAACCUGUGUCAUGGUUUCUAUAAUGGCCCCCUGCACCCCGAGAUGUCCAAUGGAACUCUGCAUCAUUAUUUUGUCCCCGACGGGGACUAUGAAGAAAACGAUGACCCAGAGAAGUGUCAGAUGCUCUUCAAAGUGAUUGACGACAGGCCAUGUGCUUCUGGAGAGGGACAAUCCCUUUCCUUAAAGGAAGAGUUUGUUGUGAUCAAAAGACAGAUUGAGGAUUCUGAGAGAGUACUUGAAAGUAUCAGUAAAAGCAUAUCCUAUGACCUGGAUGGAGAGGAAAGCUACGGAAAGUACCUGGGGAGGGAGUCCUCCCAGAUCAGCGAAGCCUUCUCCAACUCAGAUAACUCUUUGACGGAGCUGGAAUUAAAGUUUAAGCAGAGCCAGGAAAACGAUGAGAACGAGAUGAAAGGGUUAAACGAUGACUUUGUGGAUAUGAUGAUCCACACAAGAGCUGUGCUCAAGGAAACCUUAGAUGUCUCACUGGGACUUAGGGAUAAACAUGAACUCCUGUCUUUAACUAUUCGAAGCCAUGGUGCUAGGCUAAGCAGGCUGAAAAAUGAGUAUCUGAAAGCUUGAAACCAUGAAAUCUGGGGGCUUCCUGUCUUUAAUUUAUGGAGAUUCUUACCAUCUUAAAGUAUUUAAAAGUAGCUCUGACUCAUGAUGUAUGUAUAGCAAAGGCUCAGGAAGUACUGAGUUAUUUCACAGAUAUCCCUAUGAUCUUAGAAUGACUUCCUCUAUGCAAAAGUGACAGUGAUUUUUUUAAUUAUUUUU
Molecule: messenger RNA, 1311 nt
Organism: Nanorana parkeri
Lineage: Eukaryota; Metazoa; Chordata; Amphibia; Anura; Dicroglossidae
Gene: FIBIN
Product: fin bud initiation factor homolog (zebrafish)
Exons: 1
Coding region: 499-1116 (205 amino acids)
Source: RefSeq, a predicted model, not a curated record